AUGGAUCUACGUGAAGAGUUACCAUCUGCUAUACUCGUAGUAGAGGCCGCGCACAAUGCCGAUGCGCUGGAUAUACUCGCAGUCGGCACCUCAGACGCUGUCUACGUGAUCCAAGCUACACCCAACCACCUCAACCGUCUCGCCACAUUCCACCUCGGCGCACAAGUCUGCGCCAUCGCCUUCUCACCCCGCACUGUCUCGCCUUCUGUAUCCUCCGAACCUAUACUUGAGCUCGUAUGCGCCACAAGCGACUUUGGGCUGCACGUCCUGUCUAAAGAAGGCUCUGAAGAGUCGAUUUUCGACUUUGGGGGUGGAUUGACGGGUCACCAUGCGGCUAUAUCUGCUUUGACUUUCUGUGGAGGUGCUGGAAGCUAUGUUGCGAGUGCGAGCGCGGAUCAUAUGCUUAUUAUCUGGGAUCUGAGUCCGCAACUGGAUAUACCGUCUACGUUCUCUACCUCGCCUUCGCCCGGCCCAAUGCGUAAACAGCCUACAGCCUACCCCAUACCCUUCCCACACCCCCUCACAUCUCUCUCAGCACACCCCCGCUCAGACAAAGACCUCCUAAUAUCCGACGCCCGCGGGACCCUCUACCUCCUCGACUGGCGCUCCGAACGCGGCGCAACCGACACCAUCCUCUCCCGCCGCGCCACCCUCUCCCUAACACACCCCCGCGCCCUCGCGUCCCCCGACGCCCACUCCGCCGGCGGCAGCGCAGCCUGGGCGCGCGACAACAUGGACCUCAUUACCGCGGCGUAUGGCGGGAGCUUUGCGGUGUGGGAUGUGAGGGAGCUGAAGGGCGGAAGACCGGUCUGGGUGGGCGAGGGGUGUAAAGGCGGUGUGAGGAGGAUCCGGUUCGCGAGUGGCGCGAUACCAUUCAUCGCACUCGUACCGCUGCGUACACCCGCGGAGCUGCAUAUACAUAGCGCUGCGUUCCCCGGCGCUGCACCUGCUGUGCUCACGCUCGGACGCGCGCCUUUACGGGUGGCAGACUUUGAUUUUGUCGAUGAGAUGCGCGCGGAUGCAGAUAUGGCAGAUGGUGAAGAGAGGAGAAGUGUGGAUGUUGCGAGUGGGCGCGGCCCGAGGGUUGCUGCGGCUGUCGGGAGGAGUCUGCUUGUAUUUUGGGUGGGAGAGGAGUGA
Messenger RNA from Peniophora sp. CBMAI 1063, 1137 nucleotides. NCBI's taxonomy places the organism in Eukaryota, Fungi, Basidiomycota, Agaricomycetes, Russulales, Peniophoraceae. The record is from the annotation of a GenBank genome assembly.